AUGACCAUAUCUGCUCAGGUCGUUCAAUACCCAAUGCAGCUAAAACACUUGACCACCACAAGUUCUCUAUGGCCUGGAUUCCAGUUUCGGCGCAGCGGCGAAAAAUCCGUACAAUCUGUAGAGAGAAAAUGUUUUCGGCGCAGUGGCCGGGAUUACGUGCUGAGAUGUUGCAACAGCAGAAAAGCUGUUGACAUUGGUGAAGCUGCCUUCAUAACAUCUCUCAACUUGAUGUCGAGGAUGCUGUUUUCAAGCGAUUUUGCCAGUUAUGAUACCUAUUCAUCUCAAGAAAUCAAGAACGUUGUCUUCGCUGUCUCGACAUGUCUUGGUCUUCCCAAUCUUUCAGAUUACUUCCCUGUCCUCGAAUCGAUUGAUCCACAAGGAAUCAUGCGUAACUCAAAGCCCUGCUGCCAAAGUUUGUUCGAUAUUUUCGAUGUCAUCAUAAAGGAACGGCUGCUUGCCAGAGAAAGGUCAUCAGAGACAAAGAAAAAUGAUGUUUUGGAAGCCCUUUUGGAUGAACACGUCAAGAAUGAUUCUGAAUUCAGCCUCGAUAUCCUAAAACAUUUGCUAUUUGUGAGUAUAAAUUCACCAUCAUCGUGA
Messenger RNA from Oldenlandia corymbosa var. corymbosa, 597 nucleotides. The record is from the annotation of a GenBank genome assembly. NCBI's taxonomy places the organism in Eukaryota, Viridiplantae, Streptophyta, Magnoliopsida, Gentianales, Rubiaceae.